GGGGGAAGAGGCCAAGCUGCCAACAUUUGACACUCACAAGCGACUCGAAGGGCAGCAUUUCCCGAAACUCCUCCAAUCUCUGAAGGGUUACCUUGCCCAGCAGCUUGAUUAAAAAUUGGUUAAAAAAAGUUAGUUCUUUUAAAAAAUAGUUAUAAAUUAUUUUAAAAAAGUUAUAAAUUCAACAGCUUUUAUUGAAUUAGAUGAAUUAGCAAAAGAUUCGAGGCGCCUAACGGACGCGCCGUAACAGUGUUGCGGAACCGGCGGCGCCAAAACCGCGCUGAAAGGUACGGAUUACUUUGGCGGAGGGAAUGGGUUGAGUAAGAAUGGGUGGAGUAAGACGGGCUAAUGUCAAAUAUAAGAGCGUGCCCUCACAACUUAGACUCAGAUACCGUGCAGAGCUCCAUCUACACACGCGAAGCCCUCCCUCCCGGGUUAUGCUGGAAGUUUAAUUGCAUUCACUUUGUCAACAUGGUGACUAAAUCUUUGCUGUUAUUGGCUGCUCUUUGGACUUCGAUAGUAAAUGCAGAUUCCAUGGAGGAAACGAUUAAGAGGAAUCCACCCAGAAAUAUUUCGAUUACCCACAGAAGUCUUGGAGAGUACACCUUUUCAUGGGAAGGAAACUGCACGUGUACAGGGAACAUCAAAUACCAACUAGAUUACACCUACCUCGAUUCAAAAGACAGCAAGAUGGAAACAUACUUUGUGCAAAAACAUCACAAGGAGCUGGAUUUGGAAUUACACCGAGGACUACAUGCUCGAGUGAGGCUUAAAAAUAGAGAAAUAACUAGCAAUUGGACUGAGAGAACCUUUAAUCUGCCAGGUGAAUCAUUCGCUUCAGUUGGCAACUUGACUUGCAUUUUCUAUGGUGAGCUGUACAUGAACUGCAGUUGGGAUAUUACUGAAGAUGCAUCGGAGGAUGCACAAUUCCUUUUGUCCUACAGGGAGCGAAACCCAUCCGAUGUGUACAACUGCGCAGAUUACCUGGUGGAUGGAGGGAGGAACAUUGGCUGUGUCAACGAAAAUAUUCGCAUUGAAGAUACCAUCAAGAUUAUCAUCUGUAUCAGUGAAGUGAACAAGGAAGCCAAAUUGCCGUAUUGCAGAAUAGUGAACCCAUUCAAUUCCUAUAAACUCGACAGUCCAAUAAAUGUCAUGAUCAACAAAAGCACGGAUGAGGUCAAAUGGACACUUCCAACAUUUGAUUUCAAUACCAUUUGUUACACGUUUCAAUUAAACUGCACAAAUUUGAAUGAUGGAAACACAAAGCUUGAAAAUGUGACUUCCACAAAUCAUAUAAUCAGCAGGGAUCACACAAAAAAAUAUUCAGUGCACGUGAGAGCAGCGUUGAAUGAUAGAUGUUUUGAAAGCAAUUUCUGGAGUGACUGGAGCAAACCGCUUAUUAUUGAUGCUGAUGGAAAGGAUAUGUCUUUCCCAACAAUUGUGGCAGUGGUUGCAGUGAUUCUCGUCGCACUCUUGUUGCUCCUAGUUUUGGUCUGCAUAAAAAAUAGAUUAACAAGAGUAUCCAGCUGACGAAUAAAGCGGAAGACAGCUCAUUGACCACUGCAAAAUAAUUCCAAGAGCCUUAAAAGAGACGUUGACACAUUCCCUUCUGGUUUCAUCAUGGCAAUCCGCUGGUCUUCAGGAAGAAGAGGGAGUUCUAUUUAAAUGGAGAAUGCAACCGAAAAUGAUUGUAGUUCAUGAAACCUUUCUUUAUGCCAGUGGGUGUGUGUAGUAAUGGCCCCACACUGGACUUUCCAAUGAGCACAGGACUUUGGAUGAAGUUCGCUAAAGUAUUAACAAGUAGAGAGGAGAGAGACACGGUUGGAUUCUUCUUUCCAUGAAACUGUUUACAAGGAUUUUCAAUUCAAGAGUUAAGAGCAUUUUAUUGUCAUAUGUCCCAGAUAGGACAAUGAAAUUCUUACUUGCAGCAGCACGACAGAAUAUAUAGACAUUGUACACUGUAAUCAAUUUAAAUAAAUGAGAAAAAAAAAGUUCAGUGUGUGUACUCACACACGUACACAUACACAACAAACAGUCACACACACACACAAUGGACAGACGCCCAGAACAAUUUUCCCAGGGUUGAACGAAGAAGGUCAAAGACUGGAGGGCAUAGC
Amblyraja radiata (thorny skate) is the source of this 2114-nucleotide messenger RNA. Its product is annotated as interleukin-5 receptor subunit alpha-like. Lineage: Eukaryota; Metazoa; Chordata; Chondrichthyes; Rajiformes; Rajidae. The transcript is spliced from 10 exons. Gene Ontology annotation, cellular component: external side of plasma membrane. Bases 346 to 1527 code for a protein of 393 amino acids. Gene Ontology annotation, molecular function: cytokine receptor activity; protein binding. Gene Ontology annotation, biological process: cytokine-mediated signaling pathway. The record is from RefSeq and is a predicted model, not a curated record.